CAAAAAAAAUCAAUUAAACAAUUCCCAACUGGGAUCAUCCAAGUUCAUGAACCCACUUUCUCAAACCCAACCCACCAAUCCCUUUAUAAACUUCCCACCCAUCCUCUCAUUAUGUCUCCAUCUCCAUCUCUUAUCCUAUACACACUCAACUCAAGUCAAUCUCUAUAGACACACCAUUACACUUGUAAUUCCAUUCUACAUAUUUAAUUGUGUUUGAUUCUGAUAUGAUGAUGUACGCAGACAAUGAUUUGGAUGCUGAUUUCGCUCUUCUCGAGUCGAUACGUCGUCACUUGCUGGGUGAGUUUGAAGCUCCGGCGUUAAACUCCGCAGACUACUGCUGGGUUAACAACUUGUUCCCUUCCUUCAAUGCCAACUCGGGAGACCUCACUCUGAAAGAGAACCAUUCGGAGGGCAUGCUGCCGGAGAACAUAGGAUGCCUUCCCUCGUCUACGGCGGCGGAAACCACCGCUGAUGUGAAGCUGGAGCCCGAAAUUGGUAAUUUUCCGGAAAAAGUGUCUUUUCCGGAUGCGCCACCAGCGGGGGCGGAAUCGAAGGGGAGGCAUUACAGGGGAGUGAGGCGGCGGCCGUGGGGGAAGUACGCGGCGGAGAUUAGGGAUCCGGCGAAGAAUGGGGCUAGGGUUUGGCUGGGGACGUAUGAGACGGCGGAGGACGCCGCCGUGGCCUAUGACAUUGCAGCGUAUCGCAUGCGCGGGUCACGUGCGCUUCUCAAUUUUCCGCUCCGGAUUAAUUCCGGUGAGCCGGAGCCGGUGCGGAUAACGUCAAAGAGGUCGUCGCUGGAUCGAUCUUCGUCGUCGUCGGAGAAUGGUUCUUCACAGAAGAGGAGGAAGAAGGUGGUUGUGAAAGCGGAGCCGGCGGUGGCGGUGGUGGUGGUGGUUCAGCCUGAGUUGCAGGAAGUAGGAGGAGGAGCGGAGAGUGGAUUGGAGACUAUACAAAUACAAUUUGACCCCAAUUAUUCCACUUGGUUCAUGGCUUCUGAGUUCUCUGAUUAAGGGCUGUUUGGGAUUGUGCAUAUAUGAUUUUUGUUGUUUAAUUGAUUCUUUUCUUGGAUCAGAAUUUUUUUGUUUUUUUGUUCUUAUGGAAGACAUUUGUUCAUAUCAUGAAAAUGAAUGAUGUUUUGAGAGUCUUCCAAUGCGUUGUAUCUCACUAUUUAACUCAUACCAGUUAAUAGUAAUUUAUUUAUUUAUUUUUUAUUUUUUUUU
Molecule: messenger RNA, 1220 nt
Organism: Camellia sinensis
Lineage: Eukaryota; Viridiplantae; Streptophyta; Magnoliopsida; Ericales; Theaceae
Product: ethylene-responsive transcription factor 2
Biological process (GO): ethylene-activated signaling pathway; regulation of DNA-templated transcription
Molecular function (GO): DNA-binding transcription factor activity; DNA binding
Source: RefSeq, a predicted model, not a curated record